GUGGCAGCGGGAGGACGUCAAUAAUGUUGUUGGUGGCGGCGGCGAGAAGGGGAAAUAGGAGGCGGACUGUAAACUAUGGAGGAGGCGAAGCGCUAGGAGGUGAGAACUAACAUUGCAACCGUGCUGCGGCAACACACCAGCGGCCGGAGGAGUGAAGCUUUGCUCGGAGACGCAGCGACCCCGCGGCGGGAAGUAAAGUCGGGGAGGAAGACACCUCCGCACUAGUGCGCGUUCCAGGAGGACCCGCCGACAUCCACGAAAAGCUGACACUAAGAAAGCGGUUUAAUUCAUCCGUUUGCCUGUCCAUCAUCUGUCCUCCAACACAUGGCUGACUCAGAGGACCCUCUUUAACACACACGCGCUUGAAAGACAGAAGUGUGAAGGCCUGAUUCCGCCUCCAUGAAUUCAUCACACACCGCAGCCAGGAGGAGAACAGCAUGAGGAUCCUUUGAUGCAGGGGAAUUCAGCUUCUCCUUGUAUCUGUUUUUGUGUGGUGUUAUUAGCUGUGGGAAGUGGCGAAGAGGCAGCUGCAGCUCUCGGCUCGUCCGUCCUAAUGCAAGCCGACUGCACACAUGGAACCCAUCGCUUCCAUCCUUUCUCAGCCUGUGGAAAUUUUGGAAAGUUUUACAAAGGUUUUACAAACACAGACAGCCAACAGCCUCUGGAGCUCCUGAGUAGCAGCAGGGGCUCUACCACUGCCAUGCCCACAGCCGUACUGGAGGUGAAGAGCAGCCUCCCAUCUGGGAUGCAGAGCCCAGUAGGAUCAGCAAAUGAACAGCGGGGAGGAAGUGGAGAAGGUUCAGAAGAAAGCUCAGGUGGAGGAGGAGGAGGUGGAGGCCCUGUUGACUUGCGUACUGAACUCAGAGUGGGAUCUUUGUCUGUGGGAGCAGCAGGAGUGGACACAACCCUUAGAGAGCAACAACUCCAGCAUGAACUAGUGCUCCUCAAACAGCAGCAAGAACUCCAGAAACAACUACUAUUUGCCGAGUUCCAGAAAAAACAUGAAGUACUAACCCGACAACAUGAAGUCCAGCUACAGGAACACCUGAAGCAACAACAGGAGCUAUUGGCAGCGAAGCGACAGCAGGAGAUGGAACAGAAGCUGAAACUGGAACAACAAAGGCAUGAAGAACUAGAGAAACAACGACUGGAGCAACAGCUGAUUUUAUUGCGGAAUAAGGAGAAAGGCAAAGAGAGUGCCAUUGCCAGUACAGAGGUGAAGCUGAAACUGCAGGAAUUCCUUCUUAGUAAGAAAGAACCUGGUAUUGGUGGACUGAACCAUUCCUUCUCCCCAAAAUGCUGGGGAGGCCAGAACGCGUCCCUGGAGCCGAAUUCUCCGCCCCAGAGUAAUACUCCAGGAACACCUCCCUCUUACAGACUUCCCACAUUACUUGGAAACUACGAGGGCAAAGAUGACUUUCCGCUGCGCAAGACAGUGUCGGAGCCUAACCUGAAGGUGCGUUCACGGUUGAAGCAGAAAGUAGCAGAGAGGCGCAGCUCUCCACUCCUCAGAAGAAAAGAUGGCACUGUCAUAAGCACUUUUAAGAAAAGAGCCAUUGAGAUUUCAGUCUCCCCUCUCUGUAAUAGUGCACCCGGCUCAGGUCCCAGCAGUCCUAACAGUUCUAAUUCGGCCAUUGCUAAUGGCAACACUGGAUCUGUUCCCAACAUACAAACUGAGCUUCGAUCCCUUCAUCAGACGCUAGGGGCUGAUGGGACGUUGAGUCCGCUAAGUCUGUACACAUCGCCAUCUCUGCCUAAUAUCUCGUUGGGCCUCCCUGCUAACACACACAUCACGGCCUCCCAGAACUUGUCAAACCAACAGGAGGCGGAGCGUCAAGCCAUUCAGUCACUACGAGCAGGCGGAGCUCUAACUGGGAAGUUUCUCUCGACAUCAUCUUUACCUGCAGGACAUGAUGGAGAGACUCCACCAUCAGGCGCUCAUUCUGCUCAUUCCUCGCUAUUGCAACAUGUGCUACUACUGGAGCAGGCCAGACAACAGACCGCUAUGCUAUCCGUCCCCAUUUACAGCCAGUCGCCCCUGGUUACGGCAGAGAGAGGCGUGUCCAGCGGCAUGCGAUCAGUCAACAAGCUGCCUCGUCAUCGGCCGCUGGCUCGUACCCAGAGUGCACCUUUACCCCAAUCGCCCCAGGCCCUCCAGCAACUGGUGGUUCAGCAGCAACAUCAGCAUUUUCUGGAGAAACAUUACAAGAUGCUUUCCAAGGGGUCGGACCUUCCCAGGCCUCCUCCCACCCAUCCCGAGGAGACGGAGGAAGAGCUAACCGAGACCAAUGACAUGCAGGAAGACGACAUAGGCACAAGCAUUCACAGACUUCAGAAGGAGGGUUCUGACGACAGCACAACAACCUCGGAGCGACAUAGUGCGCAUUCAAAGAGCGAGGAGGAGCGAGGAGUUGUGCACGUGAAAGGGGAGAGUACAGAGAGUGAACUCGAUGAAGAGGAUGAGGAAGACGAUGUUAUCCAGCUGGGGGAAGGUGAUGAAGACAGCAAGGGGAGCUCCUCUCAGGCUUUGCCGCAGAUGGGUGUGUUCUCCUCGUUAGCUCACAGACCUCUGGGAAGAGCACAGUCUUCUCCUGCAUCAACUGUCAAUCCGGUUAAACAUCUCUUCACUACAGGUCUUGUUUAUGACAGUCUGAUGUUAAAGCAUCAGUGUGUAUGCGGCAACGCUCACAUCCACCCAGAGCAUGCUGGAAGAGUGCAGAGUAUCUGGUCAAGGCUGCAGGAGACAGGCUUGCUGGGUCGCUGUGAGAGAAUUCGUGGGCGUAAGGCGUCCCUGGACGAGAUCCAGACUGUCCAUUCAGAGUUCCACACUCUGCUUUACGGAACCAGCCCGCUGAAUAGACACAAAUUGGACCACAAGAAGCUACUGGGUCCAAUCAGCCAAAAGAUGUAUGCUGUCCUUCCCUGUGGAGGAAUAGGGGUGGAUAGUGACACUGUAUGGAACGAAAUGCACUCGUCUGCAGCUGUCCGCAUGGCAGUGGGCUCUGUUAUUGAGCUGGCCUUCACAGUGGCAGCAGGGGAACUGAAGAAUGGCUUUGCAGUAGUGCGUCCACCAGGACAUCAUGCAGAGGAAUCCAAUGCCAUGGGGUUUUGUUUCUUCAACUCCGUUGCCAUCACUGCCAAACUGCUCCAACAGAAACUGGGUGUUGGCAAGAUACUCAUUGUGGACUGGGACAUUCACCAUGGCAACGGCACGCAGCAGGCCUUCUACGGUGACCCCAAUGUCCUCUACAUCUCCCUCCAUCGCUACGAUGACGGCAACUUUUUUCCAGGCAGCGGAGCACCUGAAGAGGUGGGCUCGGGUGCAGGUGUUGGUUUUAACGUGAACAUUGCAUGGACAGGAGGCGUAGAGCCUCCCAUGGGUGACGUGGAGUACCUCACUGCCUUCAGGAGCGUGGUAAUGCCUAUUGCUCAGCAAUACAGCCCAGAUGUGAUUCUGGUGUCUGCAGGCUUUGAUGCUGUGGAAGGCCAUCAGUCUCCUCUCGGAGGUUACAAUGUCUCUGCCAAAUGUUUUGGGCUGCUAACGCAGCUCCUGAUGGGCCUGGCUGGUGGGCGUGUUGUUAUGGCGCUGGAGGGGGGUCACGACCUCACUGCCAUCUGCGAUGCGUCAGAAGCCUGCGUCUCUGCUCUCCUUGGAGACCCGAGCGGCUCUGCAUUCCAGUGGCCUCAGGAGAAGCCAUGUCCAAAAGCCUGUGCCUCGCUAGAAAGAGUGAUAGAGAUCCAGAGCAAACACUGGUCUUGCCUCCAGAACUUGUCUCCGACGAGCAGCCACUCGCUAUUGGACAGCCCGCUGGGAGCUCAGGGCCAAUCAGAGAAGGACGAGGCGGACACAGUCAGCGCCAUGGCGUCCUUGAGCGUCGAUGUUGAGCAGUCAAGCUCAGCUGCCGACAUCGCUGACGGCAGCUGCAGGUCCACAGAGGAGCCAAUGGAGGAGGAGCCUGUUUUGUAGGCGGGGCUUAAAAAGGAACGCACACAUGAAGACCACCUUACCCUCCUUCGAGCACCGCCUCUACCUUUCAGCAUCCCUUAUGGAUUGUGUAUAGGUACACACAUUUACACGGAGAGAGUGGAAAUGUUGUGGAGGACCUCGAGCACCAGGGAGGAAGCGCUGACAGUAUCCGAUUAUUCCAUUGGAGGAGCAGGCAAACUGUUGGUGUUUCCAUGGCAACCAGAGGAGGAUGUCAGCAAGGACACCGCCUCUGUGCAACUUUGACUGGAACGCUCCUUCCUGUCUCGCAAACCCGCACACGGCACCACCGAUCUCCCUCCCUCCUCAUAUUUGAGAGCGAAUUGAAACGUCGACACGCCGAGCGCGAUGCUCGACUUUUCCGGCGGCCGCACGGAGCUCGGCUGAUGCAGCGGGGAAGUUCCUGAAGGAACGGAGGACGAGGAGGAACUAGGUGCCUUUUUUUUGUUUUUGUCCACGCACGGGAGAAAGAGAACACAUCCAAACGGAAACAAUAAAAACCACAACCACCGCGACACCUCAGCACACAAACCAGCUGCUUCAGACUGAAGAAACACAGCAACGCGCACACACUCACACACACACACACACACACACACACUCACACACACCAUUUUCUUGUUUAUCUGAAUGCCUUAAUUUCUUCAACUGCUAUAUUUUGGAGAGGUAGUGAGAGAGGCUGUGACAAUUUGAGUCACAUUUAGAAAUGAUUAUCGUUUAAGCGGCAGCCCCGUUUAUGUCGACAACAGUUGGUUAUUGUUCAAUAUUUCUGAAGCAAUACCGCUACUUAAAAAAAAAAAAAAAAAAGGACACAUUGUCCAAAAACAUUGCCUCUUUCUUUUUACGGAAAGUUGUGAGAUGGCCGUUGCACAAAAUUGUAAUUUCCAGUAAACACUUCAAUAAUAGAAAUAUAUUUAUAAAUAACUUAAUAAGUUCACCAAUAUGAAAUAAAAUACACUAAAAAAUGUCAUAAUUAUCACAACAAAGCCCGCAGCAAUACAGAAAAAAAGAUUUCGAGUGCAUCUGGGAAGUAUUCACAGUGCUUCACUUCUUCCACGUUUUGUUAUGUUACAGCCUUAUUCCAAAAUGGAAUAAAUGCAUUUUUGUCCUCAAAAUUCUACACACAAUACCCCAUAAUGACAAUGUGAUAAGUUUUAUAUAUAUGUAUAUAUAUAUAUAUAUAUAUAUAUAUAUAAAAUGUGUGUGUGUGUAUAUAUGUGUGUGUGUAUAUAUAUAUAUGUGUGUGUAUAUAUAUAUAUGUAUAUAUAUACAUCCAUCCAUCCAUCCAUCCAUUUUCUACCGCUUAUUCCCUUCGGGGUCGCGGGGGGCGCUGGAGCCUAUCUCAGCUACAAUCGGGCGGAAGGCGGGG
Entelurus aequoreus (snake pipefish) is the source of this 5354-nucleotide messenger RNA. It is a transcript of the gene hdac5, whose product is annotated as histone deacetylase 5. NCBI's taxonomy places the organism in Eukaryota, Metazoa, Chordata, Actinopteri, Syngnathiformes, Syngnathidae. Gene Ontology annotation, molecular function: histone deacetylase activity. Gene Ontology annotation, biological process: chromatin organization; negative regulation of transcription by RNA polymerase II. The coding region runs from base 452 to 3967 and encodes 1171 amino acids. Gene Ontology annotation, cellular component: histone deacetylase complex. The record is from RefSeq and is a predicted model, not a curated record. The transcript has 31 exons.